Messenger RNA from Mycosarcoma maydis (corn smut), 1716 nucleotides. RefSeq lists its product as uncharacterized. The transcript has a single exon. The record is from RefSeq and is a predicted model, not a curated record. The coding region runs from base 1 to 1716 and encodes 571 amino acids. Gene Ontology annotation, molecular function: ubiquitin-protein transferase activity. NCBI's taxonomy places the organism in Eukaryota, Fungi, Basidiomycota, Ustilaginomycetes, Ustilaginales. Gene Ontology annotation, biological process: positive regulation of protein catabolic process; proteasome-mediated ubiquitin-dependent protein catabolic process; protein polyubiquitination.
AUGCCAGAGCCAUCCGGCAGCCUACCUCUCAGCGGGUUCAUCGCUAUCAACCACGCAGGCAUUCCGGUGGGAGCAGAAUUGCAUGGAUCAGACGGCUAUGACACGCUCACUUCGCUCAUAGGCGGUCCCCUUGAUGCACAUCUUCCGGUAUCGCGGCGGCCCAAAUCAGAGUCGCGAAAGAAGGAUUUCGACCAGAGCGAAGCUGCACUGGCCAAGAUCUACGAGUCGUUUGAAUUUGACGUCUUAUGGUCCAAACUCAGUGAAGUGCUGUCGCGUAUGAAGAAUGACCCUGGCGCAGCUCAGAUCCUUCUGCCCUUGAUCGAGAGCAUGAUGGUCAUCUCUCAAAAUGUGGCCACCACAGAUCCAGAAACCUCUAGCACUGCCGGCGACGUUCGACCACCACAUAGCCGUUCUUCCACUCAGGGAGGACCCAAGUCGCCACGGACAGCCAUGGAGGACAACUUUUUCGCUUUCACAGAAAAGCAUCGCAAAAUCCUCAACAUCAUGGUACGGCAGAACCCUUCGCUCAUGUCAGGAUCCUUCGCUUUGCUGGUCCGCAACCCAAAGGUGCUCGAUUUCGACAACAAGAAGAACUAUUUUACGCAGCAGCUUCACAAGGGCCGACGUGAUCAUUACACGCCGCUCUCCCUAUCUGUGCGCAGAAAUUCCGUCUUUGAGGACAGUUUCCGCUACUUUUCCAGGAAAACCGGCCCAGAAGUCAAACACGGCAAGCUCAAUGUUCGCUUCACCAACGAGGAAGGCAUCGACGCAGGUGGUGUCACCAGGGAGUGGUUCCAGGUCCUAGCUAGAGCUAUGUUCAACCCAGACUAUGCGCUCUUCCAGCCAUGUGCUGCGGAUCGUACCACGUACCAGCCGAAUCGCAUGUCCUAUGUCAACCCGGACCAUCUCUCUUUCUUCAAAUUCGUUGGACGUAUCAUUGGCAAGGCCAUCUACGACGGCCGACUGCUCGACGCUUACUUUACCCGUAGCUUCUACAAGCAUAUCCUCGGCAAACCUGUCGACUACCGAGAUUUGGAGUCGAUUGACCCGGAGUACUUCAAGAGUCUCGAAUGGAUGCUCAGUAACGAUAUCACAGACAUCCUCGAUCUCACCUUCAGCGUCGAUGACGAAGAGUUCGGUGAGACCAAGGUUGUCGACCUCAAGCCGAAUGGAACGAGCAUCUCAGUCACCGAGGCCAACAAGCAAGAGUAUGUGCGCCUUGUCACCGAGCAGAGGCUUACCAAGUCGAUCAAAUCCCAGAUCGAUGCCUUCCUUGGUGGCUUUAACGAGAUUAUUCCCUCCGACCUCAUCCGCAUCUUUUCUGAGCAGGAGCUAGAACUUCUCAUCUCGGGUCUGCCCGACAUCGACGUUGAUGCUUGGAAGAAUAACACAGAGUUGCACGGCUACAGCUCUGGUGACGCCGUCGUUCAGUGGUGGUGGCGUGCCGUUCGAUCGUUCGAUCAGACCGAGAAAGCUAAGCUCCUGCAGUUCAUCACGGGAACGAGCAAAGUGCCAUUGGAAGGCUUCGCACACCUCCAAGGUGUACAGGGCACACAAAGGUUCAACAUUCACAAGGCCUACGGAGCCGAUCGAUUGCCAGCAGCGCAUACAUGCUUCAAUCAGCUCGACCUGCCCCAGUAUGAAUCGUAUGAAAAGCUACGAUCUUCACUCUUGCUUGCCAUGAACGAAGGUGGCGAGGGCUUCGGUUUCGCUUGA